Messenger RNA from Pectinophora gossypiella (pink bollworm), 1337 nucleotides. RefSeq lists its product as uncharacterized. The transcript has 2 exons. NCBI's taxonomy places the organism in Eukaryota, Metazoa, Arthropoda, Insecta, Lepidoptera, Gelechiidae. Bases 577 to 909 code for a protein of 110 amino acids. The record is from RefSeq and is a predicted model, not a curated record.
CGUAUCAGAAGUGGCGAGUGCAUAUGUCCUACAAUCCCUUAUCAUCCCUUCGAACUGACGUAACUUGUUUUCCAGUAGUGUUUCCCCAACAAUUGUGAGGAGAACCCACGUAUUUGCCGCGAUGUCGUAAUUACUAUCGAACCGGCUUCAGAUAAAAUUAUCUUUAAAACCCGAUGUUGCGGUGAGAGAAAUCAUUUAAACGCACUCGACUGAUAUCGGAACACUGCGACACAUUGUUUUUUUUUAAUCGUAUUUUUAUUGCGCGACUUCAAUACUGUAGUGUUAUUGUGUGUUUUAGUGCGAAGUGACUUAAAAGUGUAAUGUUUAAGUGAGAAAUAGUAACUGGAUUCACAGCCGUUUAUUAAGGCGUUAACGCGUUAUUAGGCACAAGGCCUUUGAUAUUUCACACAAUCACAAUGAGUCUUCACCGUCGUGUUAGUAACGAAUCGAAUAAUUGAAAAACUGCAUACGAUUGUAGCUCAUUCAUCUAAAAUAAAGAUAUCAAGAUUGAUCUAAGAACAGAAAUAGCGAAGAAAUAUUUAUUAUUGAAACCAACUUUAUAUAAUAGCGAUAAGGAUGAAAUUCUCAAUGUUUUUACUGAUUACUUGGAGUCUGCUGGCGUGUGUAGUUUGCACGAGUUACUUCUUUGGCAAGAAGACUUCUGAAACCAAGCUCUUGAUACGUGAGAAGGUGAUAUUUUUCGCCAUACCAUGGAAGAAAAGGGUUGAGACGUACACAUACAAUGAUAUUAUGGGAAGGGAAAUAAAGGCAAUUGACUGUCACGAUUACCAGCGUUCAGAAGCCACAGUGAACGUGACGGAGGGCGGGGUCGGCUUCACACACGUCACGCUACGGUUCAAGAGCCAAAGGAGUUACGGCCUGGAGUAUGGCGUCGAAAUAUUUGUGUAGAUCUACAGUUCUGAGCGGAGAUACUAUUGAUACAUAAAAAUCACUCAAAGAACACCUAAUUUGUGUGUACUAGAGAUGUCCGCUCUGCACGAAUUAUAUCGAGGGCUUCGACCAGUAAACGCAGCGAAUGCUAUCAGAUAUAAUUAAUUUUUAGGCUGUGGCCAUAGAAUAAGGAAUAAAGGCGUAUGAUGGGCAAUUUCUAUGAAUUUGCUUGGCAGGGAAUGAAAAUAUAGCUGAUAAGAUUGUAUUAUUCUUAUUAAACAAAAUGUAAUAUAAUAAGUUUGUUUGCGAGUGCUUUUGUAAGUUACGAAGCGUUGAAAACUGUACUUAAUUAUAGUAGAACGCUAUCCUUAAAUAGAUUGUAAUAAGUAUCAAUAUGUGUACAGAUAAAAAAAAUACUUUUGCCUGAUUAAAUAAGAUUCGGAAAC